AAGUGAGAGGAUUGCUCCACACCGGAAAACAGCUUUCCUCAUAUAUCUCCACAGCAUUCUAGUUCGAUUACUGUUGUCAAUAUUUCGGGAAACACUCGUGAAGAUCGAAGGUCUCCCUGGAUUCUUAUUUUAUUCUAUACUUGGUUCAUUCGAAAGCCCCCGCCAUCUGUUAUCAUGACAAAGUCAAGGACCAAAAAACGCAACGGAGGCAAGGCCCCAGGAACAGUAAUGGUUGUCUCUGAUGGAAUAGACCAUGCCAUAAGCUUGAAGCUUUGUAAGAGGCUCAAUCGUUUUUUUGAGGCCUUGGCCUUCCUCACUAGCCUACAACAGGCCUGCGGACGAGACAUUCGAGAAAAGGCUCUUAGCGACACUUCAGAAGCAGAAGACAACCACAGUAGAACAUUAGAAUGCUUCAUCAACAAACUGGCUCAAAUCUGUGAUAAUAAGCGCCACGGGCCUACUGUCACAUCCCUAGCUAUUGUCCGACCGCCUGACAAGCUGCUCUAUGUAUUCGCAUCCAACCAAAGGCGUUCAGAGGAUGCCCAGGAAGCCAGAGAGUUUAUUUUCAGUGUUUUGGAUUAUCUAAACCGAGAAUUCGCAAAACCCAGUUGCAGAGACGACGAAAGCUCUCCAACCUUUGGACAUCUUCUUCGUACCAUUCUCAGGUUCAACCACAAACGGAUUCGGUGGUAUCGAAAAAGUCUUCUGGAUCGCCUUUCUCAAUGCUUGGUAGAUUGUACGAUACUCUUGUCAGAAGAGAACUACUAGGUGAUUCGCUCAGGGCGGUGCUUCUUACUCUUCAACAAACUGCGCUAGACCAACAAAUCCAGCCUGAUAAAGAUGAUGCUUCAGUGGUGUCACCGAGCGACGAGGAUUUG
Messenger RNA from Colletotrichum navitas, 878 nucleotides. RefSeq lists its product as uncharacterized. Bases 175 to 768 code for a protein of 197 amino acids. The transcript has 4 exons. Lineage: Eukaryota; Fungi; Ascomycota; Sordariomycetes; Glomerellales; Glomerellaceae. The record is from RefSeq and is a predicted model, not a curated record.